Molecule: messenger RNA, 2180 nt
Organism: Oncorhynchus nerka (sockeye salmon)
Lineage: Eukaryota; Metazoa; Chordata; Actinopteri; Salmoniformes; Salmonidae
Product: cilia- and flagella-associated protein 221
Exons: 17
Coding region: 17-1861 (614 amino acids)
Biological process (GO): cilium movement; motile cilium assembly
Cellular component (GO): 9+2 motile cilium
Source: RefSeq, a predicted model, not a curated record
UCAACAGGAGAAAGACAUGGGACACGCAAGAGAAGUUUUGUUUGUUGACAGUCGAGGGCCUCCACCUGUCUCCUUGAUACAGCCUCUGACCAAAACCAAGCAGAGGUCAAUGCGGACACCUGAAAAGUCAAAGACUGUAAGGGAGAGAAGAGAGAGUGAUGUGAAGCUGAGCCUGAAGACUGCAGUUGAUGUGUCCACCCCUGCUGGAGUGGUCAAGAUACUGAUACAACAGACUGAUAAACUGAGCUCUAAAGACCUAAGGGAAGCCAUGAUGUCCCAACCUAAGCUGGGCCUCCAGACAAGACAGAUGAAGGAGGCGUUCUUUGAGACCAGGGUUCAACAGGACAUCCAGGAGGAGAGAGCCAAUCAUCUCAGAUGGCAAGUUCACCUUGGGAAGGACCCUGUCUCGACACAGACCAAAAUGCAGGUUUUGGAGGAGAGAGAUGUUGCAGAUUAUGAAUAUAUGGUUAGAAAAGGAGAGGUGCGGGAGGAGAGGGACUUUGCUAGAGGCCAACCUAAGCUCUCUACCAGACGGGUCCUGCGUAACACAGGCCAGGCACCGGUGGGCACGCCUUCCUUUCGCAUGUACUCCAGCAGUCAUCUGGAGAUCAGGCAGAGAGCUCUGAGGCUCUUCCAGCAGGCAGCCCGCAAGGUGGUGAUUCAAUGUCGUGUGAACAACAGACUGGUCUCGUUGAGAAGGCUGACUCGAAGCUUGAAGCGCCUGUCCACAGGAGUAAGAGUUGAGGAGGAGACCUUUCAUCUCCCGAAGAUCUCACCAGACAGCGUGAUUCCGUUCACAUUCCCUAUCUUCUCUCUUCCUAACCAGUCUGAUGAACUGGCUCCCAAUGCAUUGGGUGCCAUCCCUGUUAGGCCUAUUGAGGUCCUGGUCAAACGACACACUCCAUUCUUCAAUCUGAAUGUUCCCCAGCACUACAAGUUAAUGGGGUACCAGCCUGUUUUGGCCUUUGAGGCUGCCGCUAGCUACAUUCCCCCAACCCAGCCCAGGACGCUAUGCACUGGGGCACAGGAUGAAUUGUUGCCCAGAGUGAUCCGUUCUCCCUCGGGGUGUGCAGUGGCCAAGCCAGAGGGCGAGGAGGAUGUGGAGCAAGAGGACGAGUGUCCCAGUCUGAGCUUCACGGCCCCCACCGCCCUGCUGAAGCCUCCCUACGCCCACCCCCUCAGAAUCUUUAACCCAGCCCCCGGUCUCCAUGCCUUCAAAGCAGACCCCCUCUACCUAGAGUGUGAUCUGGACUUCCACCUGUGUCCACUGCCCCGGUACACCAUCCCAAAGCCCUCUGUGUUUGGAAUGCACACCCCCAGCACUCAGAAGACAUUUUUGGACCGAACAGAUGUGAUCCGAGGUGUGAUGACCUGGAAGAAGUUCCCAUCGGCUGCCCUGGCCGCUCUGUCCAACACUCCCACACUCACCAGUAGCUGGGCCCCGCGCGUGUCUGACCCCUUCAACAGUGACAUUCUGCCCACCCUGGCGCCCACAGCUCUGAAUGGCCUUCCAGAAGAUAUGACAGAGGAGCUACUGGAUGGACAAUCUGAAAGCACGGGAGUAUCUCUCACGCCUGAGAUGAUCCGAGCCGAGUUUCCCCUGCCAGAGAAUGUACCUUCCACUCCCAGACAGCUGAAAGACGACAGCUUUAAAGAUGACAGCAGUUCCCUGAGUCCCUGUAAAACUCCCCAGAUGAUGCCUCUCAGUACAGCAAACAUCUCCAGGGAAUCAAGAGAGCAGCAGCUGGAGAUGUUUCUGAAGUCUCAGACCAAUAGACUUGGUGCCAAGGUGAUGGCGCGACUCAACCACCUGAAUAUUGUGGGCAAGGCUAAUUCACCCUCUACACCAGAGAAUAAAUAGUGCUAUAUUUGUUAUGAGGCACUAAGGUUGAUGCAGGAAAUGUCAGAUUACAGUACCAACAUACAUUGACUGAUAUAUUUCAUAUAAUACAUUUCACUGUAAAAUAUAUCAUUACUGUAGCUGCUAAGUGCUAUUGUAUAGUUACCACACCACUGAUGCUGUGCCCAUUGUCUUGCAUUGACACUGACCAAUUCAUCCAAGGACAUUUUCAUUUAAAACAGUCUUUAUGUACUUUAAAGUUUGGCUUCUUGUUUUAUUUAAUUGAUGACAGGCCUUUCUGGCAAAUAAAAUAAUUGAUAAAGGAAUGAUUCCAAAUGAA